AAAGCCAUUUUACACAGACACAGUAUCGGUAUCGGAGAGGAGAAGAGAACGGUGAAGACUGAAACUAGCAAUCGAAAACGCAACAACACACUUCAAUUCAUUAAUGAAUGAAUGAAUGAAUGAAGAAAAAUGGCGAAAAAACUUUUGAAAUUGAAUAUUCCAUGUAGAAGAAGAUCAUUCUCCUCUGAAACUCCAUCUCUUUACUCAUUCCUUCAACCUUGUUUGUUUUCCAUCAACAACAAAUCUCAUGAUGAUGAUGAUAAUGAACCCCAAAAUCUCCCAACUUCAGCACCACACUCACUCUCUCUCACACCUCACCAACUUACUACUCUUCAAACAACUCUCCACAAAUCCCUCAUUACUACUCAAACUGAUGAAGCUUGGAAAUCCUUCAAAACCCUCACUACCCACCAUUCCUUCCCACCUAAACCCCUCACCAAUUCCCUCCUCACCCACUUAUCCUCUCUUGGUGACAUUCACAAUCUCAAAAGAGCUUUUGCAUCUACCAUCUUUCUCAUUCAAAAGAAUCCCAACCUUCUCCAUUUCGAUACAAUCCAUACCAUGCUUCUUUCAAUGAAGUCUGCCAACACUGCUUCCCCUGCUUUUGCACUUGUUAAGACAAUGUUCAAAAACAGAUUUUUUAUUCCUUUUCAUUCGUGGGCCGGCGUGCUCGUUGAUAUUGCUAGGAACAAUCAUAACCUUGCUGCUUUCUUGCCUCUUUUUGAAGAGAAUUGCAGGGUUGCUUUCGAUGAGAAGUUGAAUUUCAUGAUGCCUGAUGUUUCUGCUUGUAAUGCUGCUCUUGAAGCGUGCUGUUUUCACCUUGAAUCGGUAAGCGAUGCUGAGAGAGUUGUUGGAAUAAUGUCAAAUCUUAGUGUUAAGCCUGAUGAAUUUAGUUUUGGAUUUCUUGCUUAUUUAUAUGCACUUAAGGGGUUACAAGAUAAGAUAGAUGAGUUAAAAGUUUUGAUGUCUGGGUUUGGUUACUCAAAAAACAAUAAAUGCUUCUAUUCUAAUUUGAUUAGUGGGUAUGUUAAGUCUGGUAAUUUAGCUUUUGUGGAGUCCACAAUUAUUAGUAGUCUGAAUGAUAGAGAUGAGAGGGAAGUUUGGAAUUUUGAUAGAGACACUUUUUGUUUAGUAAUUAAGGAAUAUCUUCAGAAGGGAAAUAUUAAGGGUUUAGCUAAUUUGAUUAUUGAGGCUCAGAAAUUAGAGUCUUCAAAUAUCAAAGUUGAUGAGUCUAUAGGUUUUGGUAUUGUUAAUGCAUGUGUUAGUAUUGGACUGUCGGAUAAAGCACACAGUAUUCUUGAUGAAAUGAAUGCUUUGGGAGGCUCGGUGGGUCUUGGGGUCUAUGUACCCAUCUUGAAGGCUUACUGCAAAGAAAAUCGAACUGCUGAGGCUACUCUAUUGGUCGUGGAUAUUAGUAGUUCUGGUCUUCGGUUGGAUGUGGAAACCUACGAUGCUCUGAUAGAAACGUCCAUGUCCGGUCAAGACUUUCAGUCGGUCUUUUCUCUGUUUAGGGACAUGAGAGAGGCGAGGGUUCUUGAUUUGAAAGGGAGUUACUUGACUAUAAUGACAGGUUUGAUGGAGAAUAAUCGACCUGAGUUAAUGGCAGCUUUCUUAGAUGAAGUGGCUGAGGAUCCUCGUAUUGAAGUCGGUACUCACGAUUGGAAUUCUAUAAUCCACGCUUUUUGUAAAGCUGGGAGACUAGAAGAUGCACGGAGGACUUUCCGAAGGAUGACAUUCCUGCAAUUUGAGCCAAAUGAUCAGACAUACUUGUCACUGAUUAACGGAUAUGUUUCGGCACAGAAAUAUUUUGAUGUAAUGAUGUUGUGGAAUGAGGUUAAGCGCAACUUAUCGGUGGAUCGACCGAAGCGGAUCAAAUUUGACCAAAAUCUGGUUGAUGCAUUCCUGUAUGCUAUGGUCAAGGGAGGUUUCUUUGAUGCUGUGAUGCAAGUUGUGGAGAAAUCUAAAGAGAUGAAAAUAUUUGUUGAUAAGUGGAGAUACAAACAAGCAUUCAUGGAGACCCAUAAAAAGCUCAAAGUGGCCAGGUUAAGAAAAAAGAAUAUUAGAAAAAUGGAAGCGCUUAUUGCUUUCAAGAAUUGGGCUGGCUUAAAUGCGUGAACUAUAUGCACUGGUGAGUGGCUACUGCUUAUCUCAAUGAUUAAACCAUGACUUCUGGAUAAAACAGGUAAAAAUGAAAGUUGAGGAAGGAUUCAACAUGCAUGUUCUUUCAAGAAGCAAGCUUUAAUUUCACAACUUUAGAGCACUUCAAUUUCUUACUUCAAUAACAACAGAAAUUUGGGCUUGCGGGUUUAUGUACAGUUGGGGAGUCUCUACUAUUGUUUGUUCACAUGGUGAUGUCAUGAGUGUUGCAAUGAGAUCUAAGUGUGUUUUAUCUUGGAAAAGAAGUUGGGCUGGAGGCUACGACUUAAAGGGAGCAGAUGGAUGAGUUUGAAGUGCUUCAUGCUGCGUUGAGGGUUGUGUGUGAUGUACAAGACUAAGGUGACACUUCAGUUUCACCAAUUUUCCUUCAUCGUCAGAGUGAGUUACUUGGUGGAUAGGUCUUCAACGGGGCUACUUUGGUUGUGUUUGUAGUUUGUGGAGUUUUGACUUUAAAUUUUGUAUUGCUCAUCUGUGUUCUUCCAAAUUCUUUUAAAUAUAGUGUCCAAUUAUAGAGGUUUGUAUUAUUUGUGCUCUGGUGGUGUAAAAUUUUUUUAAACAUACAUUCAAUGACGCGUUGCCACAUCAUUUAAUGAAUGUGACACACCAUGUGUUUUUAAUUACCUUAUAUGAUGUGUCGGUAUAUUAUUGGAUGUAUGUGCAAAAUAACUUUCCACCGAUAGUGCAUAUAAAUUAAAUUGUUGUAUUAUAUUGGUGGUUGUCCAUAUUAUCAGUUUAAAUAAAUUACAUUGGUUGAAUUCCAUUUGACUCAAUUUUUUUUACUUUUCUUAAGA
Molecule: messenger RNA, 2948 nt
Organism: Trifolium pratense (red clover)
Lineage: Eukaryota; Viridiplantae; Streptophyta; Magnoliopsida; Fabales; Fabaceae
Product: pentatricopeptide repeat-containing protein At1g69290
Exons: 3
Coding region: 130-2115 (661 amino acids)
Molecular function (GO): protein binding
Source: RefSeq, a predicted model, not a curated record